AUGGCACUACUUGCUAUAUCCAAAGCUAGGCGGCGUGAGCGGCAGCAGGGCCUGUGUCGCGGGGGCCCAGGCCCCGCAGUGCUGCUCGUACCCCUGUGCCGCUUCCGGCCUGUUCUGUCUCGUGGCUCUGCUCUCGCUCCUUUCUCAUCAGCUGAAUGGCUCCUGAAGCAGCUGCUGGAGUUUUCACUCCAUCCUCUGAAACGGUAUUUUCUUGUUGGAAGUAAUCCUGCAGAAACCAAGUAUCGUGUUUUGAAAAUAGAUCGCACUGAACCAAAAGAUUUGGUUAUAAUUGAUGAUAAGCACGUGUAUACACAACAAGAGGUGAGGGAACUUCUUGGCCGCUUAGAUCUGGGGAACAGAACAAAGAUUGGGCAGAAGGGCUCUUCUGGGUUAUCUCGAGCUGUCUCCGCUUUUGGUGUAGUAGGUUUUGUCAGGUUUUUAGAAGGCUACUAUAUUGUGUUAAUAACAAAAAGGAGAAAGAUGGCAGAUAUUGGAGGUCAUGCAAUAUAUAAAAUAGAAGAUACAAAUAUGAUCUACAUUCCAAAUGACUCUGUAAGAGUCACUCAUCCUGAUGAAGCCAGGUAUCUGAGAAUCUUUCAAAACGUGGACCUUUCUAGCAACUUCUAUUUUAGUUACAGCUAUGAUCUGUCACACUCCCUUCAGUAUAAUCUUACUGUUCUGAGAAUGCCCCUUGAGAUACUAAAAACUGAAACAACUCAGGCUCGGCAAGAGAGUUUUGAUAUAUUUGAAGAUGAAGGACUUUCAACCCAGGGUGGAAGUGGUGUGUUUGGGAUUUGCAGUAAGCCUUAUGAAAAGUAUGUGUGGAAUGCCAAGCUUCUGGAGGUAGUGAAAAAUACUGUUCACCGUGAUUGGUUGCUGUAUAUUAUUCAUGGCUUCUGUGGGCAGUCAAAACUGCUGAUUUAUGGUCGGCCAAUAUACGUCACUUUGAUAGCCAGAAGAUCCAGCAAAUUUGCUGGAACACGUUUUCUGAAACGAGGAGCAAACUGUGAGGGGGACGUUGCUAAUGAAGUAGAAACUGAACAAAUACUGUAUGAUGCUUCAGUUAUGUCAUUUUCUGCGGGGAGCUAUUCUUCCUAUGUUCAGGUUCGAGGAUCUGUCCCCCUGUACUGGUCUCAAGAUAUUUCAACUAUGUUGCCUAAGCCACCCAUAACAUUGGACCAAGCAGACCCUUUUGCCCAUGUUGCUGCUCUUCACUUUGACCAAAUGCUUCAACGAUUUGGCUCUCCUAUUAUUAUUUUGAAUCUUGUGAAGGAACGUGAAAAAAGAAAGCAUGAAAGGAUUCUUAGCGAAGAACUUGUUGCUGCUGUGACAUACCUCAACCAGUUUUUACCCCCAGAGCAUGCAAUUAUAUAUAUUCCUUGGGACAUGGCCAAAUAUACAAAAAGCAAACUUUGCAAUGUACUUGACAGACUGAAUGUGAUUGCAGAAAGUGUAGUAAAGAAAACAGGAUUUUUUGUAAAUCGGCCUGACUCCUACUGCAGUAUCUUGCGGCCAGAUGAAAAGUGGAAUGAAUUGGGAGGUUAUGUUGUUUCCACUGGUCGCUUGCAGACUGGUGUUCUCCGAACGAAUUGUGUGGACUGCUUAGAUCGCACUAACACAGCCCAAUUUAUGGUGGGGAAAUGUGCUUUGGCAUACCAACUCUAUUCAUUGGGGCUGAUUGAUAAACCCAAUUUGCAGUUUGAUACAGAUGCUGUUAGAUUAUUUGAAGAAUUAUAUGAAGAUCAUGGAGACACGCUUUCUCUGCAGUAUGGAGGUUCUCAACUUGUCCACAGAGUCAAAACCUAUAGAAAGAUAGCUCCAUGGACCCAGCAUUCCAAAGAUAUUAUGCAAACACUGUCAAGAUAUUACAGUAAUGCUUUCUCAGAUGCAGACAGGCAAGAUUCCAUUAAUCUGUUCCUGGGAGUAUUCAGGCCUGCAGAAGGAAAACCUCACCUCUGGGAACUUCCUACCGAUUUUUAUUUGCAUCACAAGAACACUCUCAAUCUGUCACAGACCAGGCGAAGCUACACUUACUGGUGGACCACAGGUGUGCUAAAGCAUUUACCUCUUCCUUUUGAUGAAGUAACAUGUGCUGAAAACAGACGCAAGUUGAUAGUGAAGAAAUUCCACAAGUGUGAAGAGGAAAUUGAUAUCCACAAUGAGUUUUUUCGGCCAUAUGAGUUGAGCAGUUUCGAUGAGACCUUCUGCUUGGCAAUGACCAAUUCUACACGAGAUUUUAUGCCCAAGAAUGUGGGCAUUGAUCCAAGUCCAUUUACUGUUCGUAAACCUGAUGAAACUGGAAAAUCAGUGUUGGGGAACAAAAGUAAUAGAGAAGAAACCGUGCUGCAGCGCAAAACAGCUGCUAGUGCUCCUCCGCCCCCAAGCGAGGAAGCUGUGUCAAGUAGUUCUGAAGAUGAUUCUGGAACAGACAAAGAGGAUGAAGGUGCUGUUUCUCAACGUUCAACUCCAGUAAAGGUGACUGAUACAGGAGAUAAUUCAAAAAUCACAGAGAAUGUAGUCCAGUCCACAAAAGACGUGUAUGGAGUUAAUCUUUCAGAUGUUCCUUCAGAAGAUGAUCUCACAAUAUACACAAGGUUUGUCCAGUUGGGACAAAGUCAACAUAAACAAGACAAGAACAGCCUACAGUUUUGCUCAAAACACCAAUUGGAUAGGGUAAUAAAUCUAGUACCCAUCUCAUCCUUUUCCCAAGACAACAUUUAUGAAGUCCAGCCUCCAAGAGUUGAUAGGAAAUCAAUUGAGAUUUUUCAUGCUCACAUUCAGGCUGGAAGAGGAAACAUGCAACCACUGGGAAAAGAUGACUUCCUUAUGUACAGAGAGUACAUUCGAAACAGAUACAUGUAAAUUCAAGCUGGAUUCUGCUGCCAAGUGUAAUGUACUGAUAGGUCAUAAAAAUAACUUUAGAAAGGAAAUCGAAUUUUGUUAUUUUCAGAUAAUAAAUUUAUUAUCUAACAUUUCUCUUUAUUAUGCUUUAUACAUUAUAUAUUUACAUUAUUGUACUUUUUCUUAAGCAGAAGUGAACAAGAAGUGUGUGGCUGAUGGCAAAAUCGAAAUUUACAUCUAGAUUAACAAACUUUAUAUCUGGAUUAACAAAUUUAACAACCCAAAUUUGUGUCAAAGCCAAUCUUACUGAUGGUAGUAACACAGCUUCUGCGCUACAUAGGUUGAAAGCGGCUUGUGAUUAAUUUCCACGGGCUCCUAGUAGGGCUCUGAAGUGAACCACUUCCCAGCUGUGCCAGCAGGUGAGGGAAUGCUCUCUGCUUUACUGGACUUGGAGUCUUAGGUGGAGGGUGCAAGAGCGUCUUGUCAUUUUGCUGUAUGACAGGCACUGUUCUUUUUGCAGCAUACUCUUUCCGUCCCCGUAUUUAUGGUCUUAUGAGCUCCUUCAGGUUCCAGCCUUACAGCCUACCAAGAAAUGAAUGUCCGUAAGGUAGGUACAGAGACUGGAUCAGCUAGGGUGGCAGUGCAAACGAAAGCAGUACUUGGAGAUAGGUGAGACGGAAAACCAUGUCCUGUGCUGGGUGAGAAGCGGAGAGGCAGCAGAGGGUUUGUGUUACAAGCAGUUACAAGCUAAAAUUGCCAACCUUGAACUUUAG
Molecule: messenger RNA, 3614 nt
Organism: Struthio camelus australis
Lineage: Eukaryota; Metazoa; Chordata; Aves; Struthioniformes; Struthionidae
Source: RefSeq, a predicted model, not a curated record